UGGUGCGCGGUGGGCACGGACGAGCGGCGCAAGUGCGAGCAGUGGAGGCGCGCGAGCGGCGGGAACGUGAGCUGCGAGUCGGCGCCCAGCGGCGAGGACUGCAUCGCGCUGGUCCAGAAAGGAAAAGCUGAUGCCCUGAGCCUGGAUGGAGGCCUUAUCUAUGUUGCGGGCAAGUGCGGUUUGGUGCCCGUCCUGGCAGAGAGCCAAAAAUCACAGAACCCUAAUAAAGCAGGUUGUGUGGAUAGACCGGUGGAAGGGUACCUUGCUGUGGCCGUUGUCAGGAGAUCAGAUGCCGGUCUCACCUGGAACUCUCUGAGAGGCAGGAAGUCCUGCCACACAGCCGUGGGCAGGACUGCAGGCUGGAACAUCCCCAUGGGCCUGCUCUUCAACCAGACAGGCUCCUGCAAGUUCGAUGAAUUCUUUAGCCAGAGCUGUGCCCCUGGGUCUGACCCGAAGUCCAAUCUCUGUGCACUGUGCAUAGGCGACGAGAAGGGUGAGAACAAGUGCGUGCCCAACAACAGUGAGAGAUACUUUGGCUACACUGGGGCUUUCAGGUGA
Messenger RNA from Leptonychotes weddellii (Weddell seal), 558 nucleotides. NCBI's taxonomy places the organism in Eukaryota, Metazoa, Chordata, Mammalia, Carnivora, Phocidae. The record is from RefSeq and is a predicted model, not a curated record.